This is a messenger RNA of Alexandromys fortis (reed vole), 4179 nucleotides long. RefSeq names its product lymphocyte specific protein 1 (gene Lsp1). The record is from RefSeq and is a predicted model, not a curated record. Gene Ontology annotation, molecular function: actin binding. The transcript has 10 exons. Lineage: Eukaryota; Metazoa; Chordata; Mammalia; Rodentia; Cricetidae. Bases 2456 to 4138 code for a protein of 560 amino acids. Gene Ontology annotation, biological process: signal transduction.
UUGCUGACAGUGGUACUCCCCUGCACCCAGACUGGCAGAUAUGUGGCACACGGACUGUGCCAGCCUGCUUAUGCACGUGUUACGGGAGGAUAGAAGCCCAGCACGACGCCAUCAUCUUGGUCAGCCAGGUGGCUUCACCUCUUCCUCCCAUAGCUCCCUGUAGGUCCUAUGGGGACCCACAGGGAAUGAUCUUCAGGGUAGCUGCACAGGCCUGUCCCCAUCAUAUCUUCUUGCUGCCCUUGGGAACUAACAAGUGACAACCCGACCCCACUUUACAAAUGAAACUGGACUUACAGCCAUAGGCCCCAGAAACCACUGGCCUGACAGUCCUGGGAGAGGGAGGCCUGGAAACACUGGGGAUCCUGAUUCUCUGGCCUCUGGACCUCAGGUCUUUGAAAGUCUUCUUCACUCAGCCUGUUGUCCCCUAUGUAAAGCGUGUGUGAGAAUAGGCAGCUGUAGGCCAGGCCCUGCAAACCUCAGGCACUUCUAACGAUUAACUGCUCAUUGUUGCCCUUGGAGCCACCUGCUGUGCCCUUCCUUUUCUUUCCUCUUCCAGCUUUUAAAGCUCUACUGCAGUGCCACCUCCUCCAGGAAGCCUGUCAUGGUCUCCCUAGCCAGGAAGGUUUGGUUCCUCGCUCAUCUGGUGGCCUGUUCCCUGGCCCACUUCCCUGGCUGCUUAAACCUCAUGUUCCUGGAGGGUGGGCCUGGCAUUGUUUCUUCUGUCUCUGUGUUUUGAGCCUGGCUCUCAGUAGUGAGACAGGGCACAGAUGGGAUGGUGGGCAGAUGCCAGGAGACAGCUACCUCCACGUCCCAGCCCCAUCAUGGUCCCAGCUGCCAACCAAGGUCAGCAAACUAGCACCAGGGUCUAAGCUGGCCUCCCAGCCUCUUUCCACUCUAGCUCCCAGCCGAUACCAUAGCCAUGCCCCAUGCCAGUCUUUCAGGCUCAGCUCAGCCUGAUCAGGGUCCUGAUGCAUGGCCACCUCACUCAGGCUAGAUGUUACCCCGUCCUGCCCACGCUGGGAUGGAACCUUCUUUGUCACUGUUCCUCGUAGUGCUCCGUGCCCUGGGCAUUUAGGAGCGCCUUUGAUCAAUCUUACCAACUCAGCAGUAUCCUAUAACAAAAAGGAAACUGAUUCCAGCACCUUGUGGCUGUGGGGUGACAGGAAGAGCCGCAAGACCCUGUACCAGGCUGCCGUCUUGCUAAUGCAGAGGCAGGAUGACGGGGCCAUGGAAGCUAUAGACAAGACAUCACUUUGGGCAGGGGUCAGGUUUGGCACCAUUCAAAGUCUUGAGCUGAAGAAAGGUGGGAGGAGACCCAGAAACCAAGCCCUACAACAGUUAACCAGUGGUCAGGACAGGAGGGCAGGCCCCCGGAGGUCUAAGGGGGUUCCCAUGAAGUGAACGAGUGGGCCCAGGGGCUUGUCCCUUGUGAUGCCGGAGAACCACUUGUCCACGUGUGGAGUGGGACCACAAUGGGUGUCAGGAGGCGAUGGCCCAGGGUGGCUAUUUGCUAAACUGUGCAUCUCUGGGAGCCUGGUCUUUCAAUGGAACACACCUCUCAUGUUCAUUGAGUACACACAUAUGUGCAGGCAUGUGCAUGCUACCAUCUAGUACCCUUCACCCCUGACUCCAUGGUGCCCUCUGUCCACACACCGGCAGCCUCCAACACUGUCCACUUAGCCCAAUCCUGGAGAAUAGGUAUUGCCUUGUCUCUGUUGGACAGAUGAGGAAAAGAGGCUCAGAGAGGUCAAGUGACUUGUUCAAGGUCACCCAGCAGGUGACCUACGUCCUAUCAUUCGCUGUCCUUGCCCAGACCCUUCCCCAGGAACCCAAGGCUUUCUCCUCAUACCUGGUAGCAGAGCCCUGUCAGUCCCUUCUGUGACAAGCUCUGGAAGGGAUUGCUGGGUGCCAGCAGAGGCCAAGAUGCAAACUGAAUCCAGUUUAAAUUCAUAGAUGUCAUGUCCCUACAGCUCUCUUCAUCUGAGUCUGGGUAUGAAUUGAGGGCUUAACACAAUGCUGGUCAGCCCCCGGCUUAUGUCUAUUCCCUGUGCUAGGUAUUUGGAUACCCACUUCUGCCUCAGGGGAGCCAGGUCCUCCCAGAUCCACCAUAGGUCAGGCCACAGUGCAGGAUGGCCACCUCUGCUCUCAGCUGCCUACCUGGUUCUGCAGUCCUGGGGACCUAGAUUUAAGAGCAGCUGGGCUGGUCAGAAGUACUUUGGGCUGAUGCUGGCCUAAGAGACUGAGCCAGGAGUCACCUUGGCAGGCAUCACCAACCAAGCCUCCUUUGGGUGGUGUGAGCUUCUCUCUCAUCAGGUUCCAGCACCCAUCAGCCAGCAGAUAGCAGGGAUGGCAUCAGUCUAUCGCUUCCCUAGGGUAUAAGGCUACUCAGGCAGGUUCCCACUCCACAUGUGGCCCACUGGGCCUCUGGGGAUCCCAGGGUGGCAGAGGGUAGCAGAUGGGGCUGGCAGUCUGCUGGGUGGCCCAGUGGGGGGGGAGGGGAAGCCAGGCCUCCAACCACAGUGUCCAGGGAGGCGUGGCUCCACGGGCCCAUUGGAGGCCGAGAUCCCGAGGGUGGGGUGGCCCCACCCUGGCAGGCCGGGUGGCCGGUGGGCGGCACCCCCGCGGGCCGGGUGGUCUGUCUGCCAGAGCUUGUCCUGCCUGGAGCCUGGCCGAGCCAGCAGCAGGGGGUACAGGGACCAAGUGGCCCAGCCCCCUGGGCAGGGUGUCAGGGCCAGAGCCCAGAGGACUGAGGUUCCGGUUCCAGUCCCAGCCGGUGCGUCAGAGCUGGGUAGAUCAGGCGGCAAGCAGCAACCAGGGCGCCAAGGCACCCAGAGACUCACCCACCCCGUGCUUCUGCUGGAGCCAGGAGGGGACACCGUGGGGCUCUUGGGACCCUCGGGAUAGCUGCAGGGGUAUAGCCUCCAGGGACACUGCGACAGGCCCAGAGCAUCUCUCCAGAGAACAAUGCCAGGAUGGACCACCAAGGUCUCCAGAGCACAGGCUCACAGCUCAGUGGAAAGAAGAAGACCAAGAAGAGGCUGCCCGUGAACAGCGCCAAAGGGAACGAGAGAAGCAGCUGCAGGACCAGGACAAAGAUGAAGAGGAAGGCGAUCGUUCCCUGGAGCAGACAGGACAGCAGACACUCCUCAGGAUAAAGUCCUCUGAACUGGAUGAAGAUGAGGGUUUUGGUGACUGGUCCCAAAAAAUAGAGCAGCGGCAGCAAACCUGGGGGAACGAGGGGACUGCAGAGGGUAGUGAGCCCUCUCAAAGUGAGAGUCCAGAGGAAAAACAGGCAGAGGACAGUUCUCACCAAACCAACGUUUACCUAGAGAAGUUGUGCCUGAGCCAGAGGGAGCAUAAUCCAGAGGAUGCUGUUGGGAAUUCUGGGGAGACAGAAGAGCACCUGACAAGUCAUCAGGCCAGGACCCCCAGCCCUUUGGCUUUGGAAGAGACUGUGGAACUGAGUUCACCUCCCCUAAGCCCCACCACCAAACUGGCAGAUAGGACGGAGUCCCUGAAUCGCUCCAUACAGAAGAGCAACAGUGUGAAGAAGUCCCAACCAACCUUGCCCAUUUCCACAAUUGAUGAGCGCUUGCAGCAGUAUACCCAGGCCACUGAGUCUGCUGGUCGAACUCCCAAGCUGUCCCGACAGCCCUCCAUAGAGCUGCCCAGCAUGGCUGUGGCCAGUACCAAGAAUCGUUGGGAGACAGGAGAGGUACAGACUCAGUCGGCUUCCAAGACACCCUCCUGCCAGGAUAUUGUAGCUGGAGACAUGAGCAAGAAAAGCCUGUGGGAGCAGAAAGGAGGCUCAAAGACCUCAUCCACCAUCAAGGAGAUACUCCAGUCAGAAGCCAUUCCCAGCCCUGACCAAGAAGUUGCUUCCUGUUGCCAGUCUGGCCUGCUCUUGUGCCUCCAACAACCCAGCUGCCACUCCCCCCUCCUUUUGCUCCUGGACCCUCCAUCUUCUAUCCCCUCUUACUCUUUGAUCAACCCCCCUACCUCUGCCUCUCACCAUCAGCUAAAGGGACCACUCCCUAGAGGAACCAAGAGCUCCCAAGGAAGGAUGGAGGAGAGAAGGCCAGCAUCCCAGCCAGAUCCAAGCGGUACCUGUCCCCAUGCUGAAUGUUUAGGACUCUGAGUCCCUCUUUCUUGUGUAAUAAAGCAUCUUGAAUGGCCCCA